Limanda limanda (common dab) is the source of this 4103-nucleotide messenger RNA. Its product is annotated as ceramide transfer protein-like. NCBI's taxonomy places the organism in Eukaryota, Metazoa, Chordata, Actinopteri, Pleuronectiformes, Pleuronectidae. Bases 497 to 2380 code for a protein of 627 amino acids. The record is from RefSeq and is a predicted model, not a curated record. Gene Ontology annotation, cellular component: Golgi apparatus. The transcript has 18 exons. Gene Ontology annotation, biological process: ER to Golgi ceramide transport. Gene Ontology annotation, molecular function: phosphatidylinositol-4-phosphate binding.
UCAGAGGAACUCAGACAGAGAAACAUGGCGCAGAGCUGGAGAGCUGUCUCCGGGCUGCACAGGUGAACAGCCGCGGACACGGACUCUGCGUCUCCCCGGAAGUCAGUGACGGAUUACCCUGUGACUGCUGACCGCCUGCCCGACCACACUUACCCACAUUUCUGCCUUCCCUGCACCUUGCGGGACCGGACGGACGCGGGAGGGAAGAGGCGGUGGAGCAGAGUUGACAGCCACCGUUCACCUGAAUGUGUGCCGACCAUUUUAGCUAACUGAGGUUAAAUAGCGCGGUGUGGGAGCUUGUUCUUGACCCCCAUCGAGCCGGGGCUGUUUCCUCCCGCACUCAGCUGUUAGCCGGUCGAUAGCAACACAUGAACAUGGUUCGGUGAACUGUUGCUCCUGUAUAACACCAGCUUAGGGAACAGUGUCCGUGCACGUCUGACAGUCUCUGCGUCACAUGCCUGGUUUGUUUUGACACAAGCGUUAGCCACAUAGCAUCAUGUCCGACAACCAGAGCUGGAACUCCUACGGCUCCGAGGAGGAUUUAGAGCCCAAAGAGGAGCCUGCACAUCCUGUUGGGAACGCCCGGUUCAGUGGAGUCCUCAGUAAGUGGACAAACUACAUCCAUGGCUGGCAGGACCGUUGGGUGGUGCUGAAAAGCAACACACUGAGCUACUACAAGUCCCAGGAUGAGACCGAGUAUGGCUGUCGAGGUUCCCUCUGCCUUAGUAAAGCUGUUAUUACUCCUCAUGAGUUUGAUGAGUGCCGGUUGGACAUCAGUGUGAACGACAGUGUGUGGUACCUGAGAGCACAAGACCCAGAGCACAGAUACCAGUGGAUUGACUCCAUUGAGCUGCACAGGGUUGACUGUGGUUAUGGCUCAGAGUCCAGUCUGCGGAGACGUGGCUCCAUGCUGUCUCUUACGUCAGCCACCAGCGGCUUCUCUGCCACCUCCACAUCCUCCUUCAAGAAGGGUCACAGCCUGAAAGAGAAGCUGGCAGAGAUGGAGACCUUCAGAGAUAUUUUGUGCAGGCAGGUGGACACGCUUCAGAAAUACUUUGACAACUGUUCAGAUGCAGAGUCCAAGGAUGAGCUGCAGAGGGACAAAAUCGUGGAGGAUGAUGAAGAUGACUUCCCCAACACCCGCACAGAUGGAGAGUUUGUGCACAACAACAAUGGUAGCAAAGAAAAAUUGUUCCAGUCUUUGAGUCCCAAGGGAAUCAAUGGCAUAGACUUCAAGGGGGAAGCCAUCACAUUCAAGGCAACCACAGCCGGGAUCCUGUCCACUCUGUCCCACUGCAUCGACCUGAUGGUGAAGAGAGAGGACAGCUGGCAAAAGAGAGUGGAUAAGGAGAUGGAGAAGAGGCGAAGAAUAGAGGACAGCUACAAAUCAGCCCUCAAAGAAUUGAAGAAAAAGUCUCACUUUGGAGGUCCCGAUUAUGAGGAGGGUCCAAACAGCCUCAUUAAUGAGGAUGAGUUCUUUGAUGCAGUUGAGGCUGCUCUUGACAGACAAGACAAAAUUGAGGAGCAGUGCCAGACUGAAAAGACAAGGAUACAGAGAUCCAGCCCUGUUCCCCUUUUAGACGUCUACUCCAGCACUGGCUCACACAGAUUCUCUGAUAAGCCUCAUAGUCAGCCCCCUCCUACUUUGAUAGUCAGGGCCGCUCCUGACGAUGUCCACAGAUUCAGUGCAGAGGUGGAGGAGAUGGUGCAGAGUCACAUGACCUACUCCCUGCAGGAUGUUGGUGGAGAGGCCAACUGGCAGCUGGUUGUGGAAGAGGGAGAAAUGAAGGUGUACAGGAGAGAGGUGGAAGAAAAUGGGAUCGUUCUGGACCCUCUGAAGGCCACUCACUCAGUAAAGGGGGUGACUGGCCAUGAGCUUUGCCACUACUUUUGGGACACCUCCUACCGCAACGACUGGGAGACCACGAUUGAAAACUUCAAUGUUGUGGAGACGUUGUCGGAAAACGCAGCAAUUGUCUAUCAAACGCACAAGCGGGUGUGGCCUGCAUCUCAGAGGGACGUUCUGUACCUGUCCGCCAUGAGAAAGAUCUUAGCCAACAACGAGAACGACCCCGACACCUGGCUGGUCUGCAACUUCUCUGUGGAUCAUGACGAUGCUCAGCCGACCAACAAGUGUGUCCGCGCCAAAAUCAACAUCGCCUUGAUCUGUCAGACCCUGGUCAGUCCACCAGAGGGAGACAAAGAGAUCAGCAGAGACAACAUCAUGUGCAAAAUCACAUACUUCGCUAAUGUAAAUCCAGGAGGCUGGGCUCCUGCCUCCGUGCUCAGGGCCGUGGCUAAGAGAGAGUACCCCAAGUUCCUCAAGCGCUUCACCUCCUACGUCCAGGAGAAAACAUCCAGCAAACCCAUCUUAUUUUGAACCUCACAGAAACACGAGGACAGGACUCCCCUUGAUUCCCUGCUGCGAUGAAGACACAAGUUCCCAGUGGGGAUUUUUUCCUCCUCAUCAGUUGUUACUACAAGUCAGUUCCAGUAGGAUGUGUGUGUAAUAACUGCAUCCUCUGGCUGCAUUCAAAAAUUAGUGCGAGAACCCUGUACCCCUGAGACAGUUAUACAGAAAAAAAAAUGAACAAUUUCAAGAGCGCUUAAUAUUUGUUUUUAUUCCUCUUCAUUGUGGUUUAUUGGAUUGAAAGAUUAAACUGCAGCUUUGCAGAAGGCAUGAGAAACUGGUAUCAGCAGACACCACAUCACCCCCCCACGUUUCAUGGUCCUGCAGAGAACUGACUAUCAGAGCAGCCACCAAGUCAGUCUGCAUCUCUGACAAGUAUAUUAAUAUAUCAAUGUACGUAUGUUCAAUAAGAAAUUUGUAAAAAGGAAAUUGUAGAUCUUUACUAGCAGACUGUAAUAUUAAGUUCAUAUUAUGCUUGUUUUUGCUGAAGUCAUUUCCCAGCAUUAUUUGUAAGCUGCUAACUUUAUCGAGUUAAAACAUGAUUGAUUUGAGAUGAUCAUCUUUUCUGUGUUGAGUCCAGAGGGCUGUCAUGAACCCGUGACCCCUAUGAAGUAAGAUUUGAACUUUUUGACUCCGUCUCUCUCAUGAAAAACGCCUCACGUCGGUGCUGAUGGAGAGAUGAGCUGAAGAGUUUAUAUUUAUUUAAAUGCACAAAAGAGAGUUUGUCUACAUCGUUAGCCCGGCUUUAUUUCUGUGUCAUUGUUGAUAAGUUCCAGUUUCGUAGCAUAUCCUGUAUUUUGAAUGUUAAAUGAAAUGUAAAUAGUGUCACUAACAUUUUCAGCGAAGGUCCUCCAAGAGUUUUUAUGAGAGUCGAGCCCAAAUGCCUUAGUGUUACAGGAAGUUGUAGCUUCAGUUGGGUGUCAGGGUGCGGUUAGUGCACCCGGUAAAUCACUAGUGAAGUGCCUCAUGGCUUAUUUCCCUAUAUUAUUCUCCUUCUCCAACUGGAGACUAUUUCAAAUGUGUCCUGCGAGUCAUUUGCCGAGAGCUAGCGGGAUGUUUUAGGUCUAGUGUCAGAAAAGCAACAUUUCAGUUCAUAUUCUUGCUGUUUCUUACAUGUGCUGCGUACUGAUAUGACAACCACUUAGUCAGGUUGGGUCGAUGUGUCAUGUAUUUUCUGUCCAAGACUGUUGAUAAUACACGUGCAAAGCUAAAAAGUCCAAAGUACCUGAGUUGAUUUUUACAAGAACUUCUUCCAUGAUGACUUUUGGUUUUAAGUUUUGAUCGCGUUCCCUUAUUUUCCAGACUUAUCAAAGUAAACUUUCUCAGCUCUUGUACCAUUUCAACUUGUGGACAUCCAACGUCUUGGGUCAUAUCACUGAUGUUAAUUUGCAGCCGUGUUUAUCAGUCUUCAGUCUUUAGAGCUUGUGGCUGACUGAUGUGGGUGAGAGAACAAGUGAAGCCAGAUGACACUCAGCCUUUCAGCUGAGUGGGAAGACGCCACACUAAGCUCUCUCACCUGAAGCCAGACAUUUCUAAAACAAGUUUAGUUCUUCACAGGUUGAAUGUGAUUAGAGAAACAUUUUUGUAAAUUAUUUGUUCAUACUAAUGCUGUGGGAUCAACUUACAAAAUGUACUGUGACAACGUGGCACUUGUGCCCUGUUUUAAAAGUGAAAUAAAUAAGUUUAUCCUUCA